ACUCUACUGUUUUCUGUAAACCAUACAUUGGAUAUUUUCUGUGGAAAGGGGAUGCCAAACGUGGAUAUACUUAUUACAUUUAAACGUCUGGAUUUACAUAUGCACGCAAGAAUAGUGCAUUGGGUAUUGAGUGUACACAUGAUUUUUUAUUUGGGAUUAUAUAUUUCCUCGUGACGACUUAUUUGUUAUUGAUAUGACCGUGGCCACCACCUGUGGUAGGGAUUCCAAUGAUGGCGAAGGAAGACGAACAAGAGCAAAGGGCCCCCCAGAACCGUUACCUGAGGCUUCUGGGUGUCCGACGUAUGGUUGCGAUGGCUCCGGUCACGUCAGUGGAAAGUUUGCCAAACAUAGAAGUGUUUCUGCAUGCCCUGUAGCAGCAAAGAAACGUAAAAUAGAAACAGAUACAGCAUCAUUAGAACCAGCCAAGAAAACAAAACGUACACCACGAAGGAAAGGUAAUGUACGGGAUGAAGAUGACACCGAGGAUGACAACGGCUCUCUUGUAAACAGUGUAGAAACAGAGGAAACAAAUUCCACAUCUUCACAAGAUGAGGAUGCUCAGACUAAGUGUAGUCAACAAGCGAUAGUGAAUCUUCAGAGAAUUAUUGAUAAUGUUACUGCGGAAAUUGAUCAGGGAAAAUCGGACAGUAACAAUGACGACCUAAAAGCAGGUGAGAACCCAGAUUUUACAAAGAUAAACGGAACUGAUGAACUUUCCACAAAAGAAGUUGAUAUAAAUGAACCCAGUGAAAUUAAAGAUUUAUGUGUUGAACAAGUUGAUGAGGAUUUACCCCAACUAGAUGCUGUCGAAGAAGUUGUUGAGAAUCAGGACCGUCCCCCUGGACCACCGCAACUUCAGAAGGAGCUGGACAUUUUAGAUGGAGAGGAAACAAAUACAAAUGUUUUAGAAACUGUUGAGGAAAACCAGGAACCUGUGCUUCUAAUGGAAGAACCUGAAAUGAAUUUGCAGGAAACUGGUUUUAUGGUGGCAGAGGAUGCUGAAGAAUUUGAGAGUAAAGACCUUGAUGAUGUCAGGGAUUUAGAGGAAGAUGCUGAAGAUGUUGGAGCUCUUUUGGUAGAAGCGCCUCCUUCGGAAGAUGAGGUUGAACAGCAGGUGGGAGAUUUUGAAGAGGAAGAACCCGGUGAAAUGGUCAUUGAUGAGGACAUGACUGAAGAAAAUGUGGAAGGAAUAAAGGAGGAAAAUGUUGGUAAACAAGAAGAAGCAAUUAGUGUUCCAAAUUACUUACGACAAAUGAGUGAACAAUUGUCAGAGGAAUUAAAAGAAAAGAAAGAAAAAGAGGAGCAGAGUGAUACUCUGAACAAAGGUUCCAUAGAUAAUGAGGAAGACUUGGAACAAUCUUGUAAUCUUGUUAUUGAUGAAGUACCAAUCAAGAAAGAGCUCGACAUUGCAAUAGUCCAGUAUGACCAUGCCGAUGAUGAAGAGUCUGGGUCCGAAUCACAGGAGACACUUGAACCAAGGAGUUCAUUACAGGCCAUCCAGGAAAACAUAGAUGCCUUAAACCAAGGCAAGGACAUCAAACCACUGAUGAUUGCCGAAGAUGUGGAAGAUGAGCAGGAGAAUGAAGAUGAAGAUAUUGAGAGAUUACCAGAUGAAACCGAGGAAGAGCACAUUGUUCGACAGUUGAAGAUCGAGAUGAAAGAUGGUCCUGCGCUGGUGAAUGGCAAAGCCGAUUCCAUAGACGAAGACGGUGCUGAAACACCAAAUUCUGAUGCUGUUCUUAGUGUUGAUCAAGAGGUGGAGGGCACUUCUGGAGCGGAUGAUGUAAUCAAGGUUCCAACCGUAAGACCAUCAUCGUCAGGCCUUCAAGAGAGAGAAAAACCAACCACAUUAGCACAGGCUAUUGAAAUGUUGAACAUGGAAGGAAGCAAGUGUCCAACACCAGGUUGUGAUGGUUCAGGUCAUGUGACUGGACUGUACCAUCAUCAUAGGAGUUUAUCUGGUUGCCCACAUAAGGACAAGAUUCCUCAAAAAUUACUUCAGAUCCACGACCAAGUAUUAAAAUGCCCCACACCUGGGUGCACUGGAAAAGGACAUGUGAAUAGCAACAGGAAUUCUCACAGAAGUUUGUCUGGUUGUCCCAUUGCAGCUGCUGAGAAGACAAAUAAGAGUUCUCGAGAUUGUGGGUUGACGGCAGCCCAAGCGCUUGCCCAGAGCCGAGCACAUGCUAAUAGACCAACCGGAAUGUGUUUUGUGAAGCAAGAUGUGCCAUCCCAGGGAUAUGUUCCCUUGCUACAGCGAAGCAACCUAGAGUAUUUGUAUGAUGGGCCUAGCCAUACAUUCCAGAGUACAGCGCACAAACGUAUAGCACCAAAAAUCAUCAGUCCAGAUGUACCAGCCAAACGUUUACCUCUACCAAGUGACUACGAGAAGAGCAAAGUUGAUAAUUUGAUUAAUUCAUCCGCUGCACAUCUCGCAGCAUCUGCCAUCAAUCUGUCAAUUCGUGCGCCUCGCAUGGACUCGAUGUACACCAGCUCGGCAACUUCAUCUCCUUCACAGGUUUCAACGCAGCCUAUUGUUUCCGUACCAUCACCUAUUAUCCAUCACCAGCCACAGCAAACGCAGCAGCCUCCUCAGCAGCAACAGCAGCAGCAACCUCCGGCCCAACCUCAUCAUCAGCUUUCAACCCCUAAACCGACAUCUCUCGAAGUAAUGAAGGUUGAUUCAAAUGGCACCCUGGAUCUGAGUAUGAGAACCACGUCCACUGUCAAACAUUCCGAGCCAUCCAGGUCGUUACCCCCGAUGGUGAAUAGUCCCCAACAACCAACCUACUCCAGCCCACCAACGCUUCUGACCAUUCCAAGAACAUAUGAUCACACACCAAAUCACGUCGAACAGCCACCACAGAACCAGAAUCAACCUGUAACACAAACAUGGUACCCGCCACCAUCACAGAGUAACGAGGAAAGUUAUGCUGCAUCGCACAAGUACUCCCUUUAUCAACCGCAGACUUUCCCUAAACAUUCAUUUAAUGACCCACAAAAACGGGAACAUCUAAGCUGUCCGACACCAGGCUGCGAUGGCUCAGGUCAUGUGACCGGCAACUACUCAUCUCAUCGGAGCUUAUCUGGUUGUCCAAAUGCUGAUAAAUCCCAAAUAGUGCAAGGGUCACAAGAAUUAAGGUGUCCCACAAUUGGUUGUGAUGGAUCAGGUCAUGUGACCGGCAACUACUCCUCUCAUCGCAGCCUCUCUGGUUGCCCACGUGCUAAGAAGAAGGGCAUGUCACCGGUGAAGAAAGAGGGCACGGAAGAGGAUGAACUGCUUAUCAAGUGCCCAAUUCCAGGUUGUGAUGGCUCUGGUCAUAUAACGGGAAAGUAUGCGUCGCACCGUAGCGCAUCUGGUUGCCCCAAUGCCGCACGGGCCGGCUACAACGGCCCGCAGCAGUCCGUCCCUAAGGACGCUAUCGUUAACAACCAGACUGAUGUUACCCAGGAAAACAAUGAGAAUUUAGCACCCUUGCAAAUCCCAAAACGAACGCUGAAGGUCGAACCUGCUUCGAAUUUUCAAAGUUCUCCAUUGGCCAUGCCUCCAAUGACAAAGACUGCUAAUGAAAAUGAUUAUGUGGAGCAAGCUGCAAUACCUGAGAAGACAUCAUUCAAUAAUGAUAUUGAAAAUGAUGAAGAUCUAAAGAUGUUAGACCAGGAGAUUCUUGACUUACAAGCUAGCAAUACACAAACAGAAUCCUCUAUGUUAAAGCUACGAACACAGAUUGCCUCGAUGGAGACCAAGCUACGACAGUCAGAGCAGGAACAUGAAGUCAUGAUGGAGAAACACAGGUCACUUGAUAAACAGUUAGAAGAGCUUCGCACUGGACUGAUGCGCCACAUAUCCGGCGGCAAAGAUGCGAAAGCAGAUAAACCGACUGGCAACACUGACAGUCUCCAAUCACUUAUCUCAACUCUAAAGAACAUGUACGCAGAUAAGUCGGACGAGGCGCAACGUUUCAACACGCACGUAAAGAAUGAUAAUGUUGCGACAGAUAUUGCGGCAGUUCCGGUUCAAUGAGUUUUUACCGUCACCUAAACGGAAUGUUUAAUUUUGUACUUGUCGCACAUGAAUGCUACUUGUUAAGAUAUGACGAGACCAUCAUGUAUUUAAUAAUGGCUGCACAAAAGAAUGUAAUGAAUCAUGGUUUUAACUGCAUUCUUCUUUGUACUGAAACAUUUUCCAUUAUGUAUCCUCAGUUAACUCUACAAAUAUCAAAUUAUCCUCCGAUCGCAAUUUUCUGUGCAAUGCAUUUUGGAUGUGUUAUGGAGAUUGUGGAAAGGGUUUUUUCGAAUAGAUUUUUCUAGUGAAUUUUGGUAAAUAUCUGUAAAUUCAUAACCUUUUUAAUGGACACAAACAGCAUAGAAGUUGCACCGCAAAGAUCAUGCCUAAUUCUAUUUUGUAGAGCAUAAAAUUAUGUUCUAGACUACCCUAAAAUUUAUUGAUCUUAAAAGUGUAUCCAAGAAAAUAAUCAUGUGGUUGUGAACAAAAAAGAAAAUACUCAGAGUGAUGAAACUAGUGAAUGAAAUACAUCCACUUUAAAUUAUAUAUACAACAUCUGUGAACCGCAGUGUAAGUUCAUUUACAAGGUUAAUCAAUGUCUUUUCACAGGAGUUCAAACUUAUAAUAUACCAAUGAAUGUUUUAAACCAACUUGGAGUGGUUUGAGCUAUAGAGGGCAGUGUUAUGUGUAUUCCUGUGAAAAGAAGCAGUCUUUUAUUCAUCAUUUCAGCACUGAGUCAAUACAAACCUUUCCCUUUAAAACCGGUGCUAAUUUUGAUUGUAUACAAUAUUGCCAUCUUUGUGAUCAAUUUAUUAAAUGUUUAUAUAUUUGAUUAAGGAUUCUCAAAGAUUAAAUUGUGAAGAAUUUGAUUAUACAAGAUCCAAGAAAACGUUAUUGUCUGUAUGCUACAAAAAUUUGCUUACCCACAGAGCAUUAUAUGUAAUUAAAGAAAAUCUGCUCAUAAUUUCUCUUUCAUUAACUGUUAAUAGAAAUUACAAAUUAGUUCUCUUAUUUGUCAACUAUAGUAUGACACAACAAUUAACUUAAUUACAUUUAGCUUAGGUUAACCUAACUCUUAUAGCUAUUUACAAAGCCUAGCCAAGAAUUUGUCAAUUCGCAUGACUUAAGUAAAUAAAUAGUAUGAUCAAUGUCUGCUCUUCUAGUUUGCACUGUAGAAUGUAUCAGACAUUGUAUGGCUACCUAAUUAGCAAGUAAGAUAUAACUUAUGUAAUAUAAACAUAGUACAGAUGAAUAUUCAUUUCAUGUAAUUUGCUAAAUAUUCAGCAGUUUGUAAUAGGUUUGUAGAUAUUGAAUUUAUUUCAGACGUAGUAGAAGUUUUGAGCUCUGUAAGUCAUUCCAUGGUUAGAUAAAUUCCUCAUUUUUUUAAAAACCCUGAUGAUAAUUUUACAAUUUACAGUCUUGGAAAUUGAGCAAUUAGUGUUCAUCAUAUACUUACCUGAGUAUUCUGAUAAAGUAUUAAAAAUAAAAUUAUUGAAUAUGUUUAAAAAAUAUAUAUCUUUUAAAAUUUAAUGAGGUUGCAUUCUAAUUACCUUCAUUAAAUUGUUUAAAAAUUAUUAGACAAGUUAAUUUAAAAUGGUGUUUUUAUGUACUUGGUAUUUUUUUUAAUCAAGUACUUUCAAUUUGCAUCCUCCUAGGUAGUAGAUCAUCCUUUUAGUAUCGUUGACAAAAUAGUUUUCAUUACAUAUGCUUAAUUUUGUAUUGUCAAUUUUUUUUUUUUAUUGUACAUAUAAUAAGAUAAACAGAAUACCUGUGUUUAAAAUACUUGUGUAUCAUUGUCAAGUUUAAAAAAGUUAUUCUAAAUUGUGCUUGUUUCUGUUUAUUUGUAUCAAUUCAAGUCUUGUUGAAGUAUCAACAAGUUAGAUGUGACAUGCACAUGUUUUGUAUUUUCUCUUGUGCUUUAUCCAUGCUUUUACCUUUCUGUGAUAAAAAAAAUCUGAUUUGCAUAUAUAUGGGCAUGGUGAUGUCAUAUCAACACCCAUAUAUGGGCAGGAUGAUGUCAUAACACACCCAUAUAUGGGCAAAUCAUAGGUAUUUGUCACAGGAAAAACAUUUAAACAUAAUAGCAGAGCAUCAGGUUUCACCAAGUUACAAGUACCUAAGUUUGUAUAAUUUAUGUUAACAAAUUUUUAAGUACAGUAUCGAAGUAUAUUUUUCCUUGUUAAUAUAUUUUUAUGUUUCAGAUGAGGGUCUUCUGAAACAUUUUACAGAAUGAAAUAACAUUUUUUUCAUACCAUUAGUUGAUUUAUGAUUGUAUUGGAUACCAUCAGUUUAGAAUAUAAAUAUUUCUCACUUUGACAGGUGUUUAUAUUCUUUUUGAUAAAAUUUGGGUUUUUGUUAAAAUGUCGGUGCUUAUUUAUUUCUUUUUAAAACUUAUCAGAUUGUUUAUAUUCAACCAUCUUUUUAAAAUGGUUAUUGAUUAAAUAAAAGUAAUCAUUUAGCACCUUCCAUUUGUUAUUCCUCUCUGAGAGGGUAAGGGGUAAAUUCUUAUUAUUUUCCCAAAUGUCAAAUCCAUUUUUAUAAUGUUGCAUGACAAUAGUUUUUUUGUUUUUUAAUUGAUUUAAAUUUAAUUAUUUAAUUAUUGUUAUUUUUUUUUUCUCUUAGAAUUUAAGAUGUUAAUUCCAGCUAUAUGAUCUGAAUUAGGUGUAGGCUUAGAGUGUAGUCUGUUAAGUGACAGCUCUUGUUACUGUUAUAAGUGAAGUAGAUGUUACACUUUGGGGGUUGUGCAUUGCGAGAUAGGUUUGUGCAAUAUUUAAGUUUUGUCAGGAUUGUUGUAUUUAUAAUAUCUUGAAAAUGAGGUGAUACGCCAGUAUCCAUAGUAAUUACAAUAUAAAAAAUCCAUGAAAAAAACAUUCACAAAAUAAGAGACAAGAUGGAUGUUUUAAAAUAGAAAUUCAGGUUGAAGGCAGAAAUAAUAAAAGUGAGUGGUUUAUUGUAAGUUAUAACUUAAAGGGACAUUUUUUUUUUUGGAAAUGGCAUCUAUUUUCCAUCCUAUAUUUUGUAGGUAAAACAAAUGAAAUGUGUAUAAGAUUGAUAUCUGAUGCAUAUUUAAUAGCAAAUUGUUGACCAGUUGAAAAUGAAUUUUGAAUACUUACAUGCUUGAUUAACUCGCUUACAGAUGACACCUGUAAAUUUGUUAUACCAUAUGAAUGUAUCAUGCAUCUUUCUAGUUCAGAAAAACAAAUUACGUUAUCAAAUUUUAACAAAUGUACUUUGAUAAAUUUUCCGUAUUUCUUGCUUUUUAUUUUUGCUUUCAAUUUUUGCCACAGGUUUUUCAAGGAUUCUGUAACAAAUGCAUUGUUGUAUGUCCCUUUAAGGUGGGUAAUUAUUGAGAUGUUACACAGUAUAACAUAGCAGGAGUGAAACUCACCUGAUGUUGUAUUUCUUCAUGUACAAUUGUAGCAAUUGAGAAUAAAUGUUCUUCUGUGAGAAAAAUAAAAUAA
Messenger RNA from Anneissia japonica, 7467 nucleotides. Its product is annotated as myelin transcription factor 1-like. Lineage: Eukaryota; Metazoa; Echinodermata; Crinoidea; Comatulida; Comatulidae. Gene Ontology annotation, molecular function: DNA-binding transcription factor activity, RNA polymerase II-specific; zinc ion binding; RNA polymerase II cis-regulatory region sequence-specific DNA binding. Gene Ontology annotation, cellular component: nucleus. The transcript has 18 exons. The coding region runs from base 194 to 4024 and encodes 1276 amino acids. The record is from RefSeq and is a predicted model, not a curated record. Gene Ontology annotation, biological process: regulation of transcription by RNA polymerase II.